AGCCAUUUUCGCACUCGCCCUGCCCAAUCGAUUUUUCGAUUUUCCGCCGAUGGCGCGGCGAGCGCUCGGCUUUUUCUUGCCUCUAGCCGCCGGCGCACAGCUGGACCUCAUCCUCUACGGGGCAGAUGGCUGCGUGGGCCAUUUCGCAGCGCAGCACCUGGUGCAACAACCCAACCUCUCCUGGGCCAUCGCGGGCCGCAACGCGUCGCAGCUCGAGGCGCUGAAAGCGUCGCUGCAUGGGGUCUCCAUGCCCCAAGUCUUGGCCAAGGCCUUGGACCAGGACGUGAAGACUUGGCUGGGCAGCACUCGCGCGGUGAUUUCCGCCGCGGGGCCCUUCUCCAUUCACCAGGGCGAGGCCCUGCUGAGCGCGGCGGCGGAGCUGGGGAUCCACUACGCCGACACCAGCGACGAGUUCUACUGGCAGCGGGAGAUGAUCGACAAGUAUGACGAAGUGGCCAUCAAGUCCGGGGCAAAGGUGGUCCUCUCCAGCGGCUUCUGUGCGCUGGCGGCGGACCUGGGCGCCAGCUUGGCCCUGGAGAACUUCAGCGGGGAGCUGCAGCUGGACGCGUGGUUGGAGCGCUACAACGGCGGCGUCAGCGCGGGGGUGUUGAACACCGCCAAGGUGCUGAAGAAUGCGAGUUUCCCCAAAGCGUGGGAGAAGGAUCCCUACGUGCUGGCGCCCGGUGCCAAGUCUACUCUGCGAAAAGACACGCAGGUGGAAGGCAUGGGCUUUCCUUCCUGGGUGGCCUCGGAGGGGCCCAUCGUGUCCAAUCUCUUCGGGCCCUAUGAUGCUCGCUUACUGCGCCGCUCCUUGAAGCUUCGCGUGGGCGCAAGUGCUGGCAUGUACCCCAAGUGGGCGGCCUUUCUGGCAGAGCAUCCGGGCAGCUGGUCUACUCUCUCCAAGUGCCCCACCCAGGCCAUCUAUGACGGCGGCUCCUGGUCCUAUCGCUUCAAGGCGCGUAGCGGCGCAAGCGGAGACUCGGAGGUGCUGCUCAGCGGGGCAGGCGACCCCGGGUACCGCUUCACGGCCGUGGGCCUCGCGGAAGCCGGGCUGUGCCUGGCGGGCAAGACGGGCUCCUGCGCCAGGACAGGAGCAGGGAUCAUGACGCCCAUGGGCGCUGCCAAUGUCAAGGUUUUGGCUGACCGACUGAAGAGCAUCGGUGUGCUGGACAUCCAGACCACCCGCCUCGAAUCGAUCCCGGCAGAUUCGUUGCCGGAGCUGGUGGUGUGAGAGACAUUUGCGAGUGCCGCCUCAGUCAGUUUCACCCAGUUUUCGUCGGCUCGGUCAAACCGCUUGAUCUCGGGGAAGUACUUGAAACCCGACUACCCACUCC
Molecule: messenger RNA, 1334 nt
Organism: Effrenium voratum
Lineage: Eukaryota; Dinophyceae; Suessiales; Symbiodiniaceae
Source: the annotation of a GenBank genome assembly